AUGUCCGCGCGCAAGCCGGCACCCACCUACGCGCCGUCGCCCUACGCGGCGGGCGAGGAGGAGGAGGAGCUGGCCGCGGCGUAUGCGCCUUACGGCGCCAGCAGCGGGCACGCGCCCGAGCUCUCGGCCAGCUUCUACCACGAGGCGGCGGCUGCGCUGCGCGCCGUCUCGCCGGCCGCCACGGCCAGCAGCCACGGGCAGCAUGCGCAGCAGAGCAGCACGCCCAACCCCUUCCUAGGCACGCCCAGUGCCUACGCGCCCGCGCCCAACACCUACGCCGCCACGCCGAGCGCAUAUGCCGGCACGCCGGCGGGCGGCGCCAACCCCUUCACCUCGCCCGCAGACUCCUACAUUCCCUCCUACUAUGCCUCGGCCGACGCAGACGUCGAGCGGCUCGCCUCGCCCGCCCACGCGCACCACCACGCGCUGAGCCCGGGCAGCGUGUACGACGACAACACAGAGGUGGCGCACACGCCGAUGCCGGCGCUCUCCUAUGCGCAGCAUGCGCCGCCGCACGACGCCUACGCGCCACCGGCAGAUGCGUACGCCGCGUACCCCGGCUACGCCGAGCAGGAGGAGCAGGAGGUCGGCUAUGGCUAUGAGAAGGAGUGGAGCCGCCUCUCGCACGACGGCGCAGGCGACGGCAAGGAGGAGUGGCGGGAGGAGGAGCGCGACCAUGAGGCCGAGGCAGAAGUGGAGAUGGAGCAGGAGACGAUGCACUUCGGCCCGGCGCCGGCCCGAGGAGCGCAGCUGCGGCGCAACAAGACUCGCAAGGCGGUCAAGCUGACGCAGGGCAACCUCGUGCUCGACUGUCCCGUGCCGACGAAGCUGCAGAGCUUCCUGACGCGCCGCGGCGACGACGAGUUCACACGCAUGCGCUACACUGCCGUCACUUGCGACCCGGACGACUUUGCCUCGAGCCACUUUACCCUGCGGCCCGCCAUGCUGAAUCGCCAUACUGAGCUCCACAUUGCCGUGACGAUGUACAACGAGGACGAGCUGCUGUUCACGCGCACGAUGCACGGCGUGAUGAAGAACAUCGCGCACCUCUGCUCGCGCAACAAGAGCCGCACGUGGGGUCCCGAUGGGUGGAAGAAGGUGGUCGUGACCAUCGUGGCCGAUGGCCGCAAGAAGAUCCACCCGCGCGUGCUCGACUGCCUGGCGGCGCUCGGCGUGUACCAGGAGGGCGUGGCCAAGAACAUGGUCAACGGCAAGCGCGUCAAGGCGCACAUCUACGAGUACACGACGCAGCUGUCGAUCGACUCGAACCUGCAGUUCAAGGGCGCCGAGCGCGGCCUGGUGCCGAUGCAGAUCGUCUUCUGCAUGAAGGAGUGGUUCUUCAACGCCUUUGGCCCGAUCCUGCAGCCCAACAUCUGCAUCCUGCUCGACGUGGGCACGCGGCCCGAGGCAAAGUCGAUCUACCACCUCUGGAAGUGCUUCGACCUCUGCAGCUCCGUCGCGGGCGCCGCGGGCGAGAUCCAGGCCGACACACGCGGCAAGUGGGGCCUCGGCCCUGCGCUGCUCAAUCCGCUCGUCGCCGCGCAGAACUUCGAGUACAAGAUCAGCAACAUCCUCGACAAGACGACGGAGAGCAUGUUCGGCUUCAUCUCGGUGCUGCCUGGCGCCUUCUCUGCCUACCGCUACGUCGCGCUGCAGAACGACGAGCUCGGCCGGGGGCCGCUGGCAUCGUACUUCAAGGGCGACAACAUCGAGGGCGUCGAGCAGACCUUCUCGCAUGCCAAUCUGGCAUUCGAGCUGGCGGCAAAGCGCAACGAGAGCUGGGUGCUGCGCUACGUCAAGAGCGCGCGCGGCGUCACCGACGUGCCCGACACGCUGCCCGAGCUCAUCAGCCAGCGCCGUCGCUGGCUCAACGGCUCCUUUUUUGCAGCACUCUUCUCGCUGCGCAACACAUUGCAGUUCAUGCAGACGGCACACGGCUUCUGGCGCAAGGUGUCGCUCUUCAUCGAGGCGAUCUACAAUGCCGUCAACCUGAUCUUUGCCUGGCUGAGCCUGGGCAACUUCUACAUCUUCUUCCGCCUGCUGACGCAGUCGCUCGAGUCGAAGGAGUUCAGCCUCAAGGGCAUCGGCUACGUCAACGUCGCCGCGCAGUACCUCUACCUCGGCACCACAAUUGGCUGCUUCAUCCUCGCACUCGGCAACCGGCCGCAGGGCUCGCCGUGGAAGUUCCUGGCGUGCGCCGCCAUCUAUGCCGUGCUCACGGCCUACAUGAUGGUCGCGGCCGUGCUGUGCCUCGUCAAGGCCGUGCGCAACGCCGAGCACGACGCCAUCUACUCGCAGAUGGUCUUCAGCGUGCUGGCCACGUACGGCGUCUACUUUAUGGCCUCCGUCAUCGCGCUUGACCCGCUGCAUUUGAUCACGAGCUUCGCGCAGUACUUGCUGCUGGCACCGACGUACACGAACAUCCUGAACACGUACGCCUUUGCCAAUCUGCACGACUUCUCGUGGGGCACAAAGGGCAUCACCGCCGACGCAAACGACCUCGGCACCGUCGUGUCGACGGGCAAGGGCACGGUGGAGGUGGUGCUGCCCACGGCGCAGGCGGACAUCGAUCUCGAGUACGACAAGUCGCUGCACAACCUGCGCACGCGCCCUAUGAUCAUCCGCGGCGAGGCGGCGCGCGAGGAGAAGGACGCCAUGCGCCAGGACUGGUUCCGCGACAUUCGCACAAACGUGCUGCUGCUCUGGGUGCUCAGCAACGCCAUCCUCGCCGCGUUCAUCCUGGGCGGCGACAAUGUCGGCACAUUUGAUCCGGGCAGCGGCACGACGCGCAGCAAGGUGUACAUGCUCGUCAUCCUCGUCUUCAUCGGCGCCAUGUCCUGCGUGCGCUUCGGCAUGUCGACGCUCUUCAUGAUACACCGCCUCUUCGUCGGCUAG
Tilletiopsis washingtonensis is the source of this 2895-nucleotide messenger RNA. RefSeq lists its product as hypothetical. Lineage: Eukaryota; Fungi; Basidiomycota; Exobasidiomycetes; Entylomatales. The coding region runs from base 1 to 2895 and encodes 964 amino acids. The transcript is spliced from 17 exons. The record is from RefSeq and is a predicted model, not a curated record. Gene Ontology annotation, molecular function: chitin synthase activity. Gene Ontology annotation, cellular component: cell periphery; cell septum.